CUGCAAACAAACGGCUGAACGACCAACACCUUGUAACAGCAACAGGUAAUCUGCAGCAAUAACCAAUCUUCACAGCCUCUCGGCAAAAUCUUUGAUCAUCACUACAAUUGGCCGUGUAGUGUCGAGUUCCAGCGACUUUACGAACUUCUCACGACCCCGAUUACUCCUUUCAUAGAAUCUGGACCUUUGGCCCUCCCCUGACCAGACCUCCCACUCAUAGAACCCCUUGACCUCCCUGAACCCACCGACGCCUUUUCAUACAACUUGAACUCUUCAAUGCAAGUCUAAAGGUCUCGAGUCACAACUGCCAUGGAAAAUUACCAGAAGAUUGAGAAGAUCGGAGAGGGUACCUACGGUGUUGUUUACAAAGCGAGAGACCUGACGAAUGGUGGGAGAAUUGUUGCUCUCAAGAAGAUCCGUCUCGAGGCCGAAGAUGAGGGUGUUCCCAGCACUGCCAUCCGCGAGAUCUCCCUCCUUAAAGAAAUGAACGACCCCAACAUUGUUCGUCUGUUCAACAUUGUCCACGCCGACGGCCACAAGCUCUAUCUCGUGUUCGAGUUCCUCGAUCUUGAUCUCAAAAAAUACAUGGAGGCUUUGCCGGUGGCGGAUGGUGGUCGUGGCAAGGCUCUUCCGGAAGGCUCGACCUUGGAUAUGCAGCGACUUGGACUGGGAAAAGAUAUGGUGAAGAAGUUCAUGGCACAGCUGGUCGAAGGUGUUCGCUACUGCCAUAGCCACCGAGUCCUCCACCGAGAUCUCAAGCCACAGAAUUUGUUGAUCGAUAGGGAAGGCAACCUCAAGUUGGCCGAUUUUGGCUUGGCUCGAGCCUUCGGUGUGCCCCUCAGAACAUACACUCACGAGGUCGUCACACUAUGGUAUCGUGCCCCAGAGAUCCUUCUCGGUGGUCGACAAUACUCGACUGGUGUUGAUAUGUGGUCUGUUGGCGCCAUCUUCGCAGAAAUGUGCACACGGAAGCCGCUCUUCCCAGGAGAUUCAGAGAUUGACGAAAUCUUCAAAAUCUUCAAACUCUUGGGAACUCCAGACGAAAACACCUGGCCAGGAGUGACCUCAUUCCCUGACUUCAAGACCUCAUUCCCCAAAUGGCGACGCGAGCCCACCAGCAAGAUCGUGCCCAAUCUCGAGCAGGCGGGACUUGAUCUCCUCGAUGCCAUGCUGGAAUACGACCCUGCGCAGCGUAUUUCAGCCAAAGCAGCCUGCAAUCACCCAUAUUUCGCUGCGGGAUCAGCCGCCUACUCACAGCGGACGAAUGGCCCACCGAGAAUUAACGGUUAUCAUUAGAGACCGGCGAGUGAAUGAAUCAAACGACGUGAUGUGAUAUCUUGAGUCUGCCCAUAUGGGACGGGCUGCGGUGGCCACGCAGGUAAGGCAGGGUAUUCAUAUCGAGAGAUAUCACACAAGCAGGCAGGCAUGGGGUGGUACACUGCACAAAACAGUACAGUAUUGAUAUGAGUUUACGCAUUUUCGGAACGUGCAAUGGGCAAUGAAACAGGCAAAUGGCAUGUAACCUCAGGUGGACAAGCUGGAGUUUCUUUCUUGAUUCAAUGAGAAAAGAAUUGAAUUCACUGGGCUUUGGGAAUGGCAUGGCACUGGGAGCUAUUCUUCGAGCACAACCAUGUGGACCAAGAUUCCUCCAACGUCUUUUUUGUUUUUUGCAGAUGGAAUAAAGCCAUGGCUUUGUAACU
Exophiala mesophila is the source of this 1700-nucleotide messenger RNA. Its product is annotated as cyclin-dependent kinase 1. Bases 310 to 1296 code for a protein of 328 amino acids. The transcript has 4 exons. Gene Ontology annotation, biological process: regulation of gene expression; regulation of G2/M transition of mitotic cell cycle; G1/S transition of mitotic cell cycle. Gene Ontology annotation, cellular component: cytoplasm; cyclin-dependent protein kinase holoenzyme complex; nucleus. Gene Ontology annotation, molecular function: cyclin binding; ATP binding; cyclin-dependent protein serine/threonine kinase activity. Lineage: Eukaryota; Fungi; Ascomycota; Eurotiomycetes; Chaetothyriales; Herpotrichiellaceae. The record is from RefSeq and is a predicted model, not a curated record.